This is a messenger RNA of Talpa occidentalis (Iberian mole), 4146 nucleotides long. It is a transcript of the gene SEZ6, whose product is annotated as seizure related 6 homolog. Gene Ontology annotation, biological process: synapse maturation; regulation of dendrite development. The record is from RefSeq and is a predicted model, not a curated record. The coding region runs from base 151 to 3135 and encodes 994 amino acids. NCBI's taxonomy places the organism in Eukaryota, Metazoa, Chordata, Mammalia, Eulipotyphla, Talpidae. Gene Ontology annotation, cellular component: dendritic shaft; neuronal cell body; endoplasmic reticulum. The transcript is spliced from 17 exons.
GUGGUGCUGAUUCUGUCAGGCGCUGGCGGCGGCGGCGGCCGCGCUCCCGCUCCCUGGCCAGACCCAGCUCUGCUCCCCGCGUCCACGACCGGUCGAGCCCUCUGCCCUCCCGCCGCGGCCCCCGCCCGGGGCGCGGCCGCCACCAGCACCAUGCGCCCGGCAGCCCUGCUGCUCCUUCCCUCGCUGUUGGCGCUCCUCGCUCACGGACUUUCCUCAGAGGCCCCAACCAUGGGGGAGGGCCAGGUCCCAGGCUUCGAAGAGAUGGAUGGGGAGCUGACAGCGGCCCCCACACCUGAGCAGCCAGAACGAGGAGUCCACUUCGUCACGACGGCCCCUACACUGAAGCUGCUCAAUCAUCACCCACUGCUGGAGGAAUUCUUACAAGAAGGGCUGGCGGGGGGUGAGGAAGAGCUGAGACCAGCACUGCCCUUCCAGCCUGACCCACUGACCCCCUUCACCCCAAGUCCCCUUCCCCGCUUGGCCAACCAGGACAGCCGCCCCGUCUUCACCAGCCCUACUCCAGCCAUGGCUGCAGAGCCCACCCAGCCCCAGUCCAGGGAGGGACCCUGGAGCCUGGAGUCAGAACCUCCUGCACUUCAUAUCACAGCUCCCCUACCGCCAGGACCCAGCAUGGCAGUGCCUACACCAGGCCCAGGGGAGAAGCCCCAUACUGCACCCACUAGCAGAGCAUGGACUCCAACCCAAGAAGGGCCCGGAGACAUGGGCAGACCAUGGACUCCAGACGUCAUGUCCCAGAACACAGGGCUUGGGAUCGAGGGGACCAUCGCCACCUCUACAGCUUCAGGGGAUGAUGAUGAGACCACCACCACCACCACCAUUGUCACUACCACUAUCACCACGGUCCAGCCACCAGGCCCUUGUAGCUGGAAUUUCUCAGGCCCAGAGGGCUCUCUGGACUCCCCCCCAGCAGCCAGCUUACCUGCUGACAUCAGCCUGGACUGUUUCUACUACAUCUCCGUCUAUCCUGGAUACGGUGUGGAAAUCAAGGUGCAGAACAUCAGCCUCCAGGAAGGGGAAACUGUGACUGUGGAGGGCCUGGGGGGACCUGACCCACUGCCCCUGGCCAACCAGUCUUUCAUGCUGAGGGGUCAAGUCAUCCGCAGUCCUACCCACCAGGCGGCUCUGAGGUUCCAGAGUCUUCCACCUCCUGCUGGGCCUGGCACCUUCCAUUUCCACUACCAAGCCUAUCUCCUGAGUUGCCACUUCCCCCGACGUCCAACUUAUGGAACUGUGACUGUCACCAGUCUCCACCCUGGGGGCAGUGCCCGCUUCAACUGUGCCACUGGCUAUCAGCUGAAGGGUGCCAAGUUCCUUACCUGUCUGAAUGCCACCCAGCCCUUCUGGGAUUCCCACGAGCCUACCUGCAUUGCUGCCUGCGGAGGGGUCAUCCGCAAUGCCACCACCGGCCGCAUCGUCUCUCCUGGCUUCCCGGGCAACUAUAGCAACAACCUCACCUGCCACUGGCUGCUUGAGGCUCCUGAGGGCCAGCGGCUGCACCUGCACUUUGAGAAGGUUUCCCUGGCAGAGGAUGAUGACAGGCUCAUCAUCCGCAAUGGGGACAAUGUGGAGGCCCCACCUGUGUACGAUUCCUACGAGGUGGAGUACCUGCCUAUUGAGGGCCUGCUCAGUUCCAGCCGACACUUCUUUGUGGAGCUCAGUACCGACAGCAGUGGGGCAGCGGCAGGCAUGGCCCUUCGCUAUGAGGCUUUCCAGCAGGGCCAUUGCUAUGAGCCCUUUGUCAAAUACGGCAACUUCAGCAGCAGCGCACCCUCCUACCCUGUGGGUACCACUGUGGAGUUCAGCUGCGACCCUGGUUACACUCUGGAGCAGGGCUCCAUCAUCAUCGAGUGUGUUGACCCCCACGACCCCCAGUGGAAUGAGACAGAGCCAGCCUGCCGAGCCGUGUGCAGCGGAGAGAUCACAGAUUCAGCCGGCGUGGUGCUCUCCCCCAACUGGCCAGAGCCCUACAGCCGUGGGCAGGACUGCAUCUGGGGUGUGCAUGUGGAGGAGGACAAGCGCAUCAUGCUGGACAUCCGAGUGCUACGCAUUGGCCCUGGCGACGUACUUACCUUCUAUGAUGGGGAUGACCUGACAGCCCGGGUCCUGGGUCAGUACUCAGGGCCCCGAGGCCACUUCAAGCUCUUUACCUCCAUGGCCGACGUCACCAUCCAGUUUCAGUCGGACCCCGGGGCCUCAGUGCUGGGCUAUCAGCAGGGCUUUGUCAUCCACUUUUUUGAGGUACCCCGAAAUGACACGUGUCCAGAGCUACCUGAGAUCCCCAACGGCUGGAAGAGCCCGUCACAGCCAGAGCUGGUACAUGGCACCGUGGUCACCUACCAGUGCUACCCUGGCUACCAGGUGGUGGGACCCAGCGUCCUCAUGUGCCAGUGGGACCUAAGUUGGAGUGAGGACCUGCCCUCUUGCCAGAGGGUGACUUCCUGCCAUGACCCUGGGGAUGUGGAGCACAGCCGACGCCUCAUUUCAAGCCCCAAGUUUCCUGUGGGGGCCACCGUGCAGUAUAUCUGCGACCAGGGUUUUGUGCUGACAGGAAGUGCCAUCCUCACCUGCCAUGAUCGUCAAGCCAGCAGCCCCAAGUGGAGUGACCGAGCCCCCAAAUGUCUCUUGGAACAGCUCAAGCCAUGUCAUGGCCCCAAUACCCCUGAGAAUGGUGCCCGGAGUCCUGAGAAGCGGCUGCAUCCAGCGGGGACUACUGUCCACUUUUCAUGCGCCCCCGGCUAUGUGCUGAAGGGCCAGGCUAGCAUCAAGUGUGUGCCUGGGCACCCCUCACAUUGGAGUGACCCCCCACCCAUCUGUAGGGCUGCCUCUCUGGAUGGAUUCUACAGCGGCCGCAGCCUGGAUGUUGCCAAAGCACCUGCUGCCUCUGGCACCCUGGAUGCUGCCCACAUUGCAGCUGCCAUCUUCCUGCCUCUGGUAGGGAUGGCGCUCUUGGUGGGAGGUGUGUACCUUUACUUUUCCAGGUUCCAGGGUAAAAGCCCCCUGCAGCUGCCCCGAACACGCCCCCGCCCCUAUGACCGGAUCACCGUGGAGUCAGCGUUUGACAAUCCCACUUAUGAAUCUGGAUCUCUUUCCUUUGCAGGAGACCAGAGAAUAUGAAGUCUCCAUCUAGGUGGGGCAGCCUGUGGAAGCCAGCUGAGCCCUGCAUCACAGCCCAGCAGCAAAGCUCCCAGCUUCCUGCUGUCCCUCCACCUCCUGUACAUACCACCUGGGAAGAGACACUAGCAAUCCCUCAAGAAGUUGUGCCCUUCCUGCAAUGUCCACCUGGAUCUAUUUUCUUGGUCCCAUUGCCUCUUAGGGCCCUUCCUUGGGCCCAAGUCAGGGGACAUCUGACUGUGAACAGAAUGCAGCUGGAACACGUGCAUCAAGAACCAGCAUUCUCCUGACCCUCCUUCCUGCCCUGGACCGCCAACCUGGAAUUCACAGGCAGAGUGGGUGCACCUCCCUCCACAUGACCACUAUCCAGUCCUGGCACCCAGCAGCCUGCUGCAGGAUCAACUUAGUGGUGGAAACUGCACCAGGGUGCUCCUCACAGGGCCUUCACCAGUGCCCAGACUGCUCUCAACAGUAGCCUCUGGGGAGGCCUGGCAUGCUGACAUCAGCCCCUCCAGGGAAGUCUCCAGUCUUUUUGCUAAGGUCCCAGGAAUGGACAUUUCUGCCUCCGGUCCCUUCCCAGUGGAGGCAAUAAUUCUAAGGGAUCCUAAGGGGUUUAGGGGCCCUAAUCGAAGCUCAGGUUGGGCUUCCCUAGGCACUCAUGCUCCACACCAAAGCAGGAUACCUCAGUGCUCCCCUGGCAGCCCUAAGGAGAGGGAGACCCACCCCUAAUGUCAAUCUGGCUGUUGCAAACGUCCUCUUGCCCACCAACCUCAGCCACUUGCCAGGCUUUCCUUCUGGCCACUGUAUUUUGGGAUAAGGAGAGCAGAGCAGACAUAUUCUGGAGAGGAGCAGAGGUCCAAGGACCCAGGAAUUUGGUCUGGAACAGGGAGGUCAGAGAGGCCCAGGAGCUAGCUGCAGGCCACUUUGUACAUGUAAUGUAUUAUAUGGGGUCUGGGCUCCAGCCAGAGAACAAUCUUCUAUUUCUGUUGUUUCCUUAUUAAAAUGGUGUUUUUG